Molecule: messenger RNA, 1197 nt
Organism: Miscanthus lutarioriparius
Lineage: Eukaryota; Viridiplantae; Streptophyta; Magnoliopsida; Poales; Poaceae
Source: the annotation of a GenBank genome assembly
AUGCUGCGCCUUCGAAAUAGCCUCUUCCCUCUGCUCCGCGCCGCCUCCCCACUACCCUCCCCCAUCCACCGCCGCGCGUGCCGCCUCCUGUCCAACUCCACCUCCACCGCCAUCACCCCCGCGCCCUUCUCCCUCGAGGACUACCUCGUCGCGUCCUGCGGCCUCGACCCAGCCCAAGCCCGCGAGGUGUCCAAGAAGGCGUUCCACGAGUUAUCCAGAGCAGGCAGGAGACCAUCGGAUGAGCUCUCCUCCUCCCGCAUCAACUCCGCCUCCAACCCCGAUGCUAUCCUCGCCCUGCUCUCCGGCGCCGGCCUCUCCCGCGACGACAUCGCAGCCGUCGUCUCCGCGGACCCGCUGAUCCUCCGCGCCUCCGUGAAGAACAUCGCCCCCCGCCUCCUUGCUCUCCAAGACCGGCUCGGUCUGUCCACUCCCCAGAUCGCUCGCUUCCUCCUGGUCGGCUCACGAGGUCUCCGCGACUGCGACGUCAUUCCCAGGCUCGAGUUCUUCAUCUCCUUCUAUGGCUCGUUUGAGCAGGUGCUGGUGGCCGUAAAGAGGUGCAUGACCCUCCUCACUGCGAGCCCUGAGAGGUUAAUCAAGCCUAACAUCGCUUUGUUACGUCAGUGGGGUGUUCAAAAUAUUGUUCAGCUUUGCACAGACAACGCGUGGGUGCUUACCUUCAAGCCCGAGCGCGUGAAGGAGUUCUUGCUGCGGGCAGAAGAACUUGGGGUGCCUCCUACCUCGCGGAUGUUCAGGCAUGCAGUGGCCACCAUCUCCCGUAAUUCCAAGGACAGGGUUGCCGCCAAGCUUGAGUUCUAUAAGAGGAUUCUUGGUGUUUCUGAAUCUGAGGUUUCCACUGCAGUGUCCAAGAUGCCAAAUAUACUAGGAUUCUCUGACGAAAUUCUUCUUCGCAAGAUUAAGUUCCUGGUCAAUGAGGCUGCAAUGGAGCCACGAUACAUUGUUGAAAGGCCUGUCAUGUUCGCAUUGAGCCUGGAGAAGCGGCUAGUGCCCAGGCAUUAUAUCAUGAAGGUCCUGCAGGAAAAGGGACUGUUGGAUAGCAAUAUGAGCUUUUACUCAGUAGUUGCUCUUGGAGAGGAUACUUUCAAAUCGAAGUUCAUCGACCGUCACAAGGACUCAGUUCCUGGCCUUGCAGAUACUUAUGCUGCAGCUCGUGCUGGCAUUGUACCGUCUAGAAUCUAA